GUGCUGGACAAGCUAGACGAAGCUUCCGACGCACUGAAGCACAAAUCUUAUGAAAAAGCUAAGGCUGCUUUGGAGUCAGGUACGGAAUUAGUGUCCAAGCGUGUUAAAGCAAUAAAGCUAGCCGACAAGAGCGAGUUUGGAUGGGCGACGGUCAAUGAGUAUCUAUCCGACGAACUCGCCUCUGACUCAGAUGAUGAGAAGAGAAUUUACCGGGCCGAGAGGAGAGCUGAGAGAAAGGUCACUAAGGAAAAACGUCGUCGUGCCCGUUCUGGCGACAAAGGGAGUGGCUCCGCCUCUACUUCUCGGGCGACUUCGUCAAGAUACGCAUCCAGCGAUUUGGUUUCACGCCCGCAGGCUAGACCAGCGCGUCGUUUGGGCCCCUGUUUUAAGAUAAGUACCCAGCACUUUUUCGCUUUAUUAUCUUUGUUUCUUUCUUCGUCGAUUAUGGCGUUACCCCACAGACCAUAA
This is a messenger RNA of Porites lobata, 468 nucleotides long. Lineage: Eukaryota; Metazoa; Cnidaria; Anthozoa; Scleractinia; Poritidae. The record is from the annotation of a GenBank genome assembly.